Messenger RNA from Echinops telfairi (small Madagascar hedgehog), 1042 nucleotides. RefSeq names its product NADPH oxidase organizer 1 (gene NOXO1). Gene Ontology annotation, molecular function: protein binding; superoxide-generating NADPH oxidase activator activity; phosphatidylinositol binding. NCBI's taxonomy places the organism in Eukaryota, Metazoa, Chordata, Mammalia, Afrosoricida, Tenrecidae. The record is from RefSeq and is a predicted model, not a curated record. The transcript is spliced from 9 exons. Gene Ontology annotation, biological process: superoxide anion generation. The coding region runs from base 1 to 912 and encodes 303 amino acids.
AUGGCCAGGGUGAAUGCCCGGCCGGUGUCAGUGAGGGCGGUGGCCCUGGUGCAGGCUGGGAAGUCCCAGACGUUCGUCUUCUCUGUGUGCUGGGCGGAAGGUGGUGGCACGCUAGUGCGCAGGAGCCAAGAAGACUUCAGGAGGAUCCACAAGAUGCUCCGUGAGAUCUUCCCGGUGGAGGCAGGCAGGCUGCGUAAAUCCGACUGUGUCCUCCCCAAGCUUCCGGAGGUGCCGCUGCUGGCACGUGGCAGGGGCACACGCUGUGGCCUGGAGCGCCUGCGGCUCCUGGAGGCCUAUGUCCGGGCACUGCUGGCAGUGGAGCACGUGUCCCGGAGCCCAGCAGUCACCAGUUUCCUCGAGCCCCAACCCUUGGAUCUGGAGCCCAGGUUGCCACAUGGCAGCCUGGUGACCCUGCAUGUCCCGGAGGAGUCUCUCCCGGCCCCGGAGGGCAGCCCAGACAUCCGCAGCGUGGAGGCCCAGAACCUGCACUGCCUGCAGCCUUACAGCACCCAGGACACAUGGGGCCGGCCCUUCCAGGUGCAGGCGCAAGAGGCCCUGGGGGUGCUGCUGCGACACCCCUCAGGCUGGUGGCUGGUGGAGAAUGAGGACAAUCAAACCGCCUGGUUUCCUGCCCCCUACCUGGAGGAGGCCGCCCCGGGCCAGGAGCAGGGCAUGCCACUGGGGAGCAGCGGGCCGAGGCUCUACAUCUCCCAGGCCUACGAGGGCUGCAGCCCCGAGGAGCUGUCGGUGCCCUCGGGGGCACACAUUCACGUGCUGCAGACGUCAGACCGGGGCUGGUGGCUAUGCAGGUACGGAGGCCAGGAGGGCCUUUUGCCAGCUGUGUUCCUGCGGCCUGACAGGCUGGGCUCCCUCUUGGGAGGAGCUGCUGGGAUGGAACCGGCCCGCAAUUGAGGGCAGCUGACCCCGUCCACCAAGAUACUUGGCCAGGAAGGAGCCUUGGCCCAGCCCCUUGGGCAACCUGGAGCCCUACUGCACCCUGAGGGUCCUGACACUGGCCAGCUGCUCUGCCUGGUGCCACCUC